AGCUUCGAUGUCUCUUCAUUCUCACCGAUACCAAACCCUAGUGAACCAUAGCGCCGCUCUCAUCUGUUCUCUUAUCAAGCCUAGCUCUGUUCACAUCAACAACCCUUUAAUCUUCGCCGUCCGUCUUCAACCCUUCAACCCAUUACCUUGUUCACAUACUGACUGAAGUUCUGCUAUCAGACCUAAUGAUUUGUUCUUACUAACCAUGGGUAAAGAUUAUUUAAGUUAGGUCUUCGGAUGGCUACUGAAGAUUAGGUUCUUGACUUAAGCAUUUAACUUGGACCUGAUGGAGCAGUAUGAGAAAGUUGAAAAGAUUGGUGAAGGAACGUAUGGAGUGGUAUACAAGGCUCGCGAUCGUACAACCAAUGAGACUAUAGCUCUGAAGAAAAUACGUUUGGAACAAGAAGAUGAAGGUGUUCCUAGCACUGCAAUUCGAGAAAUUUCCCUCUUAAAAGAGAUGCAGCAUGGCAACAUUGUAAGGUUACAGGAUGUAGUUCACAGUGAGAAGCGCCUGUAUUUGGUAUUUGAGUAUCUAGACUUGGAUUUGAAGAAGCACAUGGAUUCUUGUCCUGAAUUUGCUAAGAAUCCUCGUUUGAUAAAAACAUUCCUUCAUCAAAUACUCCGUGGCAUAGCUUACUGCCAUUCUCAUAGGGUUCUUCAUAGAGAUUUGAAACCACAAAAUCUGCUUAUAGAUCGCCGUACAAAUGCAUUGAAGCUUGCAGAUUUUGGACUGGCCAGAGCAUUUGGUAUACCAGUUAGGACAUUUACACAUGAGGUGGUAACCCUGUGGUAUAGAGCACCAGAAAUACUGCUUGGAUCUCGACAUUACUCAACUCCUGUUGACGUGUGGUCAGUGGGAUGUAUAUUUGCCGAGAUGGUGAAUCAGCGGCCAUUAUUUCCUGGGGACUCUGAGAUUGAUGAACUAUUCAAGAUUUUCAGAGUCUUGGGAACUCCAAAUGAGGACUCAUGGCCUGGGGUGACUUCUUUGCCUGACUUCAAGUCUGCGUUCCCUAAGUGGCCACCUAAGGACUUGGCAACUGUAGUUCCAACUCUUGAUUCUGCUGGCAUUGACCUUCUUUCCAAAAUGCUAUGUUUGGAUCCCAGCAAAAGAAUUACAGCCAGGAGCGCUCUUGAGCAUGAAUACUUCAGGGACAUCGGUUUUGUACCCUAAUUUCACUUCUCAUCAAGAAUAUAUAUAGAUAUAUAUCAUUGUAUAGCACUUUGGUUGAUUUUGAUUGUGCGCAAAGCAGGCUUGUUCCCUCCCUGUUAUUUGCUCUUCGAUUUUAUUGGCUUUGAACUGAUUCGUUUUGUUGGAAUUGUGUAGCAUCUAUUGUUUUAGAGAGAUACAAAGGAAGUACAGAGAGUAAAUUUUUGUUAUUUUCCUGUUUGCUUGUAAUGGAUGAUACUAUGCUUUGAUUAACAAUAUAUUCCAAUCUUCUCUUUUGCCUGAUUAA
Jatropha curcas is the source of this 1454-nucleotide messenger RNA. RefSeq names its product cell division control 2 (gene CDC2). The record is from RefSeq and is a predicted model, not a curated record. Lineage: Eukaryota; Viridiplantae; Streptophyta; Magnoliopsida; Malpighiales; Euphorbiaceae. Gene Ontology annotation, molecular function: cyclin binding; ATP binding; cyclin-dependent protein serine/threonine kinase activity. Gene Ontology annotation, cellular component: cytoplasm; cyclin-dependent protein kinase holoenzyme complex; nucleus. Gene Ontology annotation, biological process: regulation of meiotic cell cycle; regulation of gene expression; protein phosphorylation.